Staurois parvus is the source of this 2766-nucleotide messenger RNA. The record is from the annotation of a GenBank genome assembly. Lineage: Eukaryota; Metazoa; Chordata; Amphibia; Anura; Ranidae.
AUGGCAAGCACCUGGAAAGAAUUUGUUGAAUUUUCCAUGCCGUCUUCUCCCCCUACUGCAUACGUUAGUGCCAACCUGGGCAAUGCAUCUCCUGUCGGACUGACUUUAUCACCUUAUGGCCGAUCACUGUAUGUGAUGGAGAAACUCUAUACUCUGUCAUCAGAACCCCUCACCACAUCUGCUGCAAUCCCCAUUACUCAUACCUCCAAUUCUUGCGGGUCUAAAAAGCAGAAGAGGACCCCUUUGUACCAGAGAUCUAUGAGCUUUGACCCAAAUCUUCUCCACAACAAUGGACAUAAUGGGUACCCGAAUGGUACGUCUGCAUUGCGCGAAACUGGCAUAAUUGAAAAAUUGCUUACAUCCUAUGGAUUUAUUCAGUGUUCAGAACGCCAGGCCAGACUCUUCUUUCACUGCUCUCAGUACAAUGGAAACUUGCAAGAAUUGAAAGUAGGAGAUGAUGUGGAGUUUGAGGUGUCAUCAGACAGACGUACUGGCAAACCAAUCGCUGUCAAACUGGUAAAAAUAAAGACUGAAAUCUUGCCAGAAGAGAGAAUAAAUGGACAGGUUGUUUGCGCUGUGCCUCAGAAUUUGGAGAGCAAGUCUCCAGCUGCUCCGGGUCAGAGUCCCUCAGGGAGUGUGUGUUACGAACGCAAUGGGGAGGUGUUUUAUUUAACCUACACCCCAGACGAUGUCGAUGGAAAUGUUCAGCUUGAAACUGGAGAUAAAAUUAAUUUUAUUAUUGAAACAAACAAGCACACUGGUGCAGUAAGCGCUCGAAACAUUAUGCUGCUUAUGAAAAGAAAGCAAAUGCGUUGUCAGGGUGUGGUUUGUGCCAUGAAGGAAGCCUUUGGGUUUAUUGAAAGAGGUGAUGUUGUAAAGGAGAUUUUCUUUCACUACAGUGAAUUUAAAGGAGACCUUGAAGCCUUGCAACCAGGCGAUGAUGUAGAGUUCACCAUCAAAGAUCGAAAUGGUAAAGAAGUAGCAACUGAUGUAAGGCUUCUACCUCAAGGAACUGUUAUUUUUGAAGAUAUCAGCAUUGAACAUUUUGAAGGAACAGUUACCAAAGUUAUCCUAAAGUACCCAACAAAAAUCAGAAUGAUCCCCUACCAGGAAGGAUAAAGGUUGAUUUUGUUAUUCCUAAAGAGCUUCCUUUUGGUGAUAAGGAUACUAAGUCUAAGGUGACCCUUUUAGAAGGCGAUCAUGUGCGGUUCAACAUUUCAACUGACCGAAGGGACAAACUCGAGCGUGCCACAAACAUUGAAGUUCUCUCCGAUACGUUUCAGUUUACAAAUGAGUCCAGAGAAAUGGGUGUCAUUGCAGCAAUGAGGGAUGGUUUUGGUUUUAUAAAAUGUGUUGACCGGGAUGCUAGAAUGUUCUUUCACUUCAGUGAAGUUCUGGAUGGAAACCAACUCCACAUUUCUGAUGAAGUAGAGUUUACUGUGGUCCCUGACAUGCUCUCUGCACAAAGAAAUCAUGCAAUCAGAAUUAAAAAGCUCCCUAAAGGAACGGUCUCCUUUCACACUCAAUCUGAUCAUCGCUUUGUUGGUAUUGUUGAAAAAGAAGCUACAGCUGCCAGUGCUAAAUCCAGCAGCCCAAACAAAGGAAAAGAAAAGAAAAAAGAGAAGGAGGGUGAAGAAGGAAUUAUCUCUUAUGAAGACUGUGGAAUCCGACUUACUGUCUCCUAUCACCUCAAGGAUUUGGAAGGAUCUUCCACCCCCCAGGUUGGGGAUAAGGUUGAGUUUAGCAUUUGUGAAGCCAAAAGAACUGGUCAACAGACUGCAGUUCUCUAUUAAGGUUCUUGGACGAAAUUCCAACAGCAAAAGGUUUUAUGGCUAUGUGGCCACUCUAAAAGAUAACUUUGGUUUUAUUGAAACUGCCAAUCAUGAUAAAGAAAUCUUCUUUCACUACAGCGAGUAUUCUGGAGAUGUAGAUAAGCUGGACCUUGGAGAUAUGGUGGAGUACUGCUUAUCCAAAGGGAAGGGGAACAAGAUCAGCGCUGAAAGGGUCACAAAGGUUCAUCAAGUUAAUGGAUCCAGUGAUGAAGUGAAUCCUACAGUGUACUGGGGAAAAGUUGUGCGGCCCCUGCGGAGUGUAGACCCUACACAAACUGAGUACCAGGGAAUGAUUGAGCUUCUAGAGGAAGUUGUUGACAAGCAGAAAAUAGCUGAGGAAACUCCCAAAGAAGCUGAGGAAGCCGAAGCCGAAGCAGAAGCUGAAGCCAGCAUAGAUGCAAGCAAGCAAGCUAGCAUGAAAGGACGUCUUAUCCCUUUUGGUAUCGUGGGAAUGUCAAACAAAGCAGACUGCCUUCAAAAAGGAGAAACUGUCAAAUUCCAGCUCUGUGUCCUAAGCCAAAAUGGGCAGACAAUGGCCUGCAAUAUUGAGCCACUACGUAGGGGUACUGUUGAAUGUGUAAAAGAUCAGUUUGGCUUCAUUAACUAUGAAAUCGGUGACAGCAAGAAACUUUUCUUCCACGUAAAGGAAAUCCAAGAUGGAGUAGAGUUGCAGGCAGGGGAUGAGGUGGAAUUCUCAGUUAUUCUUAAUCAGCGAACUGGGAAAUGUAGCGGUUGUAAUGUUACAUUAUUAAGCAAAGGCCCUGAAAUGGUAGCAGCCCCACGUCCUGACAGGCUGGUGAGUCGGCUAAAGAGCAUAACGUUGGAUGAUGCCAGUGCACCCCGUCUUAUGGUCCUGCGUCAGCCUAGAGGUCCGGAUAACACAAAGGGAUUUGGCACAGAGAGAAAGAUCCGUCAAGCUGGUGCCAUCGACUGA